Penaeus chinensis is the source of this 7342-nucleotide messenger RNA. RefSeq lists its product as uncharacterized. The coding region runs from base 907 to 2253 and encodes 448 amino acids. The transcript has 10 exons. The record is from RefSeq and is a predicted model, not a curated record. Lineage: Eukaryota; Metazoa; Arthropoda; Malacostraca; Decapoda; Penaeidae.
CGUGUCGUUGUGUUUGUGAUGAGUCUCCAUUUCUUUUUGCUUCAGUGAUUAACAUGUUAUAUCAGUUUAUAGAAGAGCUGCAUCUGUAAUUUCAGGUAAAAGAAAAAGAUACAGUGUAGGAACAUUAAGUGGCUAGAAAGUUGAAGCGUCGGUGGCGGGCCACAGGAAAAGGCCCACUUAUCGAUUCUUAACACAUGUGACCUUGACAGCUGGCGAUAUUAUUGCUUUGCACAACGAAUUUCUUGUCUUAGUGCAAACUGUGAUAUUUGUGUCGGCCGAAGGGAAGGGGUGAACGCCUUCCCGUUGUAAGAGCAAAGAACAAGUUACCUUCCUGUUCUGGCUGUUCAGGUGAACAAAGCACGAAUUAAAUAUCCUCGACUCUUUCUUGGAAAAAGUUAUGCAGACAGUUACAUCAUGGUUUCAAGAAAAUAAAAAAAAUUGUGGCGAAGACGUCCACAAGGCAGUCACCAGGCUUCUUACCUCCGAGGUAGACUCGAGUGUGUGAUUUUUCCUGGAUCGCAAGAUACAAAAUAGAACUUUUUCUUUAAGCUGAAGUGAAGUUAUUUUUGUGCGAGUGGCAUCACUGGCUUGAGGCGCGGAUCAUGCCUGCGGGGGAGUUCUGAUAAAUUCAUGACUUUGCCCAAGUCCGGGGAGCAGCGCCAUUCGCAGUCGAGGAGCGGCAGCGCGUCGGAGGUGCACUUGCUCACCGGCUCGAGGACGAGCGUGUCGCCCAGCCCGCGUACCGAGCGUGAGGAUGAGCGCGCGCGAGCCGCCGCGGCCCAGCUCCCUCCCGCGCCCUGCAACGACGCCGUGAUGCCGUAGGACGAGCCAUAGUCGGUGCAAGAAUAUUUCGAGGGCCACAAAGCGGGCACAAUAUCCUUGGUGGUGAAGUACCGCCCUGCCACCAUGAGUCACGGAGAGUCGUGCGCGGGUGUGGUGGGAGCGGGCGUGGGCGUGGGCGGCCACAAGAAGCUGCGGCGGAAGAGGAAGGAGCUGGACGCGCUGGUGCCCGAGGACAAGGUGCGCCGCAAGUCGUCCUCGGCUUCGCACCACGACCUCCUGCGGUCCGACUCCGAGGACCCUGAGGCCGACUACGCCAGCGUGGGCGUCGUCAGCAAGAGGGUGAUGGGCGGCGUGGGGCCAGGCACGGGCAUAUGGGCGUGCCUGCCUGGAGCCUGUACACUGCUCCUGCUUCUCACUACGCUCGUGGGCGUGGCCGCCGCCCUCAGGUUGCUAAUGCUCACUCGCCGGGACCUGGACUCGCUGCACACCAGGAUCAACUCAGUGGAGGCGAGCAGCUCGGAGCUCCCGGCCAAGUUCCACGAGUCGCACGUGCGACUGCAGGAGCUCGAGAAGAACCAAAGCGCCCUGUGGGCGCACGUCAACGAUGUCUCGUCGUCGCUCGCGGCGGCCAACAAGAGGGUGGAGCAGCUGGAAAUAGAUGUGAAAACGAUAAAGGACUCCCUGAGCAGUGCCCCACAACUCUCGUCCCUCCCGAAGGACGUUGCCAAUCUGCAGGGCUCCGUGGCAACAUUCGGCUCCACCCUCCAGGAUGUCCAGUCGUCCCUGAAGGUGGUCAAACAGGACCAGGAUAAGCUGUCAGAGGAUAUGAAGGCAGCCAGUGCCUCCAUUGAUAGUGUCAAGAAGGAGAUAUCAGUGUUGCACAAUCAGACAGUGAUGGAUGGUGGAAGAGAAAGUGGCUUUGGAGGUUCUGAGACAGUGGGGGAGGCAGUAGUGAACUUGAAGCAGCAUGUAAAUUCUCUGACCUCAGCCGUGGGAGCAGUCAAUGCAUCAUUACACUCCCACAUAGAUGAAGCCUCCACAUCCCUGCACAAGCUCGAGAAUAUUGGAGUGUCUGCAGCAGAUUUGAAUAAUGUAACACAGAGGAUGACAACAAUGGAGGCUUGGCGUGAAACCAUAGACUCAAGCUUGACACCACAGGUCACAAACCUUAGUUUAACAACAUCUCAACUCCAGGCCAGCAGUGACCAUCACUCCCAAAUACUACAGAAUGUCACUCAGAGCGUGGAAGUUGUAAAGGGCGUUGAGAGAAAGCUGGAGGGCAGUCAGGUACAGCUUGCAAGUGGAGUCAGUGACCUCAAGCAGCAGAUACAGAAGGUGGAUCAAAAAGUGAACAAUCUGUUAGAACAGUCCAGCACUCCUGCUCCACAGGCAAACAACGAAACACAUUCUCGUAAGCAGAGAUUAACACAAGCAGAUUCAGGAACUUUAAGAGAUAAAAGAGGACCUUGAUAUGUGAAGGAGGAGUCUGCAGCAUUGCUACGAACAUUAUGUGCCAAUAAUGCUCUGUUUGCAUCCAAAGAAGUUUAACAUCACAAGACAUUAGCAGUUUGAAGCUUUGUAUUCCAUCCUGCUGUAGUAAGCUAGCUAGUGCAGAUUGUAGGGUCUUCUCAUAGAGUCACUUUCCAAACCUUGUAAUAUGUUUGUGAAAAAGCCAGUAUGUUUUAAUCUUUUUAUGAAUUUGAAUUUAAAAGUUUGUUAUGUUUUUGCUUUUAUCACUAGAAUGUUUUAUGAUUAUAAGGAUUCCAUUGGUAGACACAUUAGCAUUAAGUAGCCUCACACAAUUAAUGACAGCUGAUAAUUUUAUUGCAUGACAAUGUAUUGAUUAGCUUUCUUUUUAGCCAGGAAAUAGAAAUACUCCCAGUACUAUAUGUGUAAAUAUUGCAUCAACCAUGACCAUCCAACUUCAUUGUAAACAUUUUUUUAUGAAGCAAUAUAAAUUUUUGAUACAGUACAUACAAAAAAAUAUCUUGUUACAGACCUUUUUUUCCAUGGGAUAUUUCAGCAAUUUACCACAUAUUCAUAUUUCUAUGGUGAUGGGAGGUUUUCUGCAAUUUUGGCAGUGGAGCUAAAGAGAAAUUGCCAGAGUUGGUAAUAGAGAACCACUUUCUCAAGUAGAUUAUUCUGUCAAGCAUAAUCUAGAAACGCAACCAUUGGUGAGCACAGUAUCUCAGCUCAGUCAGACCACUUUGUAAUCAGGAAGGAAAUCUUAUUUGCAUAAUUUUUUGUAGUCAUGUGUUGCGUUUGAGAGAUGUCUAGUGCUGAAAUCUCGUGUAGAGACCAGUGUGUAGGACUUUUUAUUAUGGCUGAAUAUUUUCUACAUGGUUGUGUAAUGUUAUUCAGAUUGUGAUGCUCUAUACUCUUGCUAGUUUAAAGCAAAAAGACAUUCAUGUAUAUGUUAUAUACGGUUCUUUCAAAUGCUUCAGAAAUUAUUGUGAAGUGUGAACCACAUUUUUGCUCAUGCCAGUUAUAUGGACACAAAAAAGUCCCGUAGUAUUUAUUUAGAUAUAAAAGAGGGACCUUGUGGAAUUAGGUUAUAGUUCUUCCUGCUGCUUUAUUUCAUCUUGACAAUGAAUCAUCAAGUUAAAUUGGAAAGAUGAUGUUAAUUCAAGUGUUGAUAUUUUAUUUGUAUAAUAUCUAAUAUGUUUAGAGCAACAAAGCCUAAACCACUGUAUUGUAAAGAGAUAACACAGCAUUCCUAAAUUAUAAGUGACUUCACUUUGUUAUAUUAUAAUGGUCUGGAAGUACUACAGUCCAUUUGUUGCAGAUGAUAAAGACCCCUGAAGUGAUGCCCAGUGCAAAUAAUGAACUAAGAAGUACCAGUAUAAACCCUCAACAAAAGCUCUCAUUUCACUUUUUUUUCCGAGUGACAGCUAAAAAGAUGAACAGCACACCAAAUCUUUGUGGUUUCUUGCUUUAUUGCCCUAAGGUCCCUGUUGUAAAAAGGAAAUAAUAAUAAUAAUCAUAACGAAUACAUAAAGAAAUACAUAACUAAAUAAAGAUUAUUAGGGGCCAGGUAUUUGUAACUGAGGCUCAAGCCACUUUUUAGUAAAUCAUAGAAGCCCCUGCAGAUGAUUCCUCCUUCAGUAGCCUCUUGAUUCUAGGUGAUCCCAUAUCUCAUCCAGACAAGCCAUCCAACUUGUGCUUAGCAGAUAUUAUCAUGUUAAAUGUUACCUAUUUUAGAGUUGUAGAUAUAAGUGUUGCAAAAACUAUCUAGCAAAAAAUACUUUACUAUUGUCAUUUCAUGGCAUCUAGAUUUAUACCUUAGGUAUGCUUUUUCAAUGUUUUCAGUGUUUCACAUUUCAUAGCAGUAGCCAAGCUUCAAAGAAAAAAUAUAUAAUGAAGCUACAAUAAGCUUAGCUUAUGGCACAUGGAUGUGGAUUUUCCUCAAUUAUAUGAAGAGAGUAAUUGUUAGAAACGUUUGAACAGUUAUUGAUAAUAGCCCAGGUCUGCUACUCUGGCAUCGUUAAUUUCUGAACCAAAUUGCAUAAAUGAGGUAUGCUUUAUAUAGCUUUUUAUCUGUUACCCAUGUGCUGCUAUCUGUUAUUAGAAUUUAUUUUUAAAGUCUAGUCUCUGGCACUAAUGUAUGGUUGGUAGUCUUAAGGAGAACAAGUAGUUUAUUGUAGAAUCUUUAUGAAAAUUUAUUUGCUUUGUCCAUUUUUUCUUUUUGUACUGUUGAAUUAUUGCAUUUCUUUGUAUUUGUUUGUGUGGUAAGGUGAAGAACAAGGCAUUACAAGUCAUUUGUGGUGUUUUGCUGUUACAUGAAAUGCAUGUCUCACAGCCUUUCAUAUCACAAAUAAUGUAUUCUUUAUAUGAUGAAACAAACCACAUAUUCAGACUUUCUGGAGAUUAGUUUUCUAUACAAGCUGCUAUAUCUUUACCUGUGAUAGCUAAAGAAAAACAAAGUUGAGAUACAAUUUUGUUUCUUAUAGUGAUUUUCAAGGUGAAUUGUGAGUUAUAAGACAGUGUGACAGAUCAAGUACAUAUUCAGAUACCAAGAUUUUCUCACUCUUGUGGGGUUCUAGAUGCAAUAUUUGUUUCUGCUAAGGUUUGGAGUAACUUCGGUACACAAGAAAAUAGAUGUGGUGAAUUGAUCUUUUAUUAAUUUCAAUUUUUUCUUUGCUUAAUAUUUUAGAAUCAGAGGACUGCAUUAGUAAAUGGUCAUGAAAAAAAUCAAGGCUUCUUCAAUUAUCAAUGCAACAACAACCAUAAGCAGUGCAAAGGUAAUCACAGGAAAUUAAAACAAGGUCACAUUACACAUAAGUAUGCAUGUUACAUAACAGUUUGAGGCAUUUUAUCAGUGUUAAGGGGUUAUUAAGGGGAGGUAAAUAUUUGAUAAAGUUUAUACCAGAAAUGUAAUUAUUUUCUGUUUACUAAUAUCUCAAUUGUGAAUUUCAUUGAAUAAGAACUUUUGUUAUAUAUCAGACCACAACAUUCAUCACAACAGUAGCAGCCAUGGCUAAGGAAUGGAUACAGUAAAAAAAAGGAUUGAGUGUGUUUCAAGAGUUUGAAAAAAUUGUAUAGCAAAUUUUCAAAUGCAUUAUGAUAAAAAAGACUUCUCUUUUUCACCCAGUGAUAUAGAAAAGUGAUUUUAAAUAGAUGUGGUAUAUUGAUAGUUUUCUGAAGUUUUUAUCUUGGUAUUCCUCUGAAAGGGGAAUUAUCUUCUCUUCUUUUUCAGAGUUUUGCCUUACUUGUUCUUCAGUGUUGAUAAUCUAAUUUCAGCAACUUAGUUCAUUGAGUCUUUACCAUUUUUUCAACCUUAAGGGUCAGUAAUAACCAAUAAAUAUUCACCAACUUAUUACUCUGAAAAUAUGAAAAGCCUGAACAUAUUUUGUACAUUCCACAAAUGAAAGAACUACAUGAAAGUAAUACAGAAGUCAUGUUUUUUUUUUUUUUUUUUUCAAAUCAUUUAAGGGUUUAAUUUUUGUAAUUUACUGGAUUUCAAGAUUUUUAAUAGUUUAAAUUUUGUAAUUUACUAAAUAUCAAGUUUUUUUAAGUUGAAUAUUUUUUUUUUUUUUUCUCUCUCUCUUCUUGAUAUUCGUUUUGAUUAUUGCUCUUAUGCAUAUACUGUUAUACUUACAUAUUGUGCUUAAGCUACUGUUAUCUCCUGGUGAGUAAUGCUGGUGAACUUAUUUUUAAAAUUUCUUUCCACAUAUAUUACUGGAUUUUGUUAUUCUCUGAUGAGAUGUCAGGUCUUGAGAAAUAGCUUUAAUGAUUAUAAUUUUAGUUGCAGUAAAAAUAUAAACACCAUGCUCAUUGCCUUCACCUCAUAGGUGAAUAUAACAUGUGUUUUUUCCAUGUCUGUAAGUUAAUAUGUAUUUCAUUUUUUAUGCAUGUAUUCAAUAAUUUAGCCAGAACAAUAUUAUUUUAUUAGUGAAGUGUUAAAGGUUAAUAUUAAAUACUUUGUUAUAACACAAUAACACAAUAUAUAAAUACUAAGUUAUAACAGCUCUCAAUAAAAAUUCCAGUGAAGAUUUGCAGUUUAUAUAUGUUAAAAGUUUAUAUUUUAGGCUUGGUAGGUGUCAAUCAAAAUAAAGUUUCACUUUUUUUUUUUAUGCAAGCUACUGUUGCUGCUCACAACCACUAUUCCAUUAAUGUAUAUCUCAGUCCAAUUGUUUGCCACUGUAUCAUGAUGAUGGUGAAUAAUCAACAAGUUUUAAGAUAUUAUGUUGAGAGUAGACUGUAACUGCUGGUACAAAACAAUGAUGAAAAUACUUUAUUAGGAAAUUGCACAUGUAAAAGAUAUAUGUGCCUGCUGAAGAUGGCCUAGAAACAGUUUUUACAAAAAAAUUUAAGUGGAAUUAUUCAUCUUCAGUUUUAAAAUUCAAAUUCAAGCUUUCUAUGGCAGGAAAUAGCAAUAUACUACUUGGAUAUAUUCAAAAGAUAGGAUGCCCAGUAUCAUAAUCAAUGUUUAGUUUUCAUAUUGUUAUCAUACCUCAAGUAAAUCAGUUCAAUGAUUUUUCUUUCACCAUUCCAGGGGUAUUUUUAAUAUUCAAGGCUAUAUUUUGCAAAUAUGAAAUGACUUUCAUUACAGACUUUUAUUUAGUUAUUGUAGAUUUUCAGCAUGAUGGAAGAGAAAAGUCCUAACACAUGCAGACUCUAUACUUGAAUCCUUAUUUCAAGUAUUAUAGUUAUGGCACUGUAAUUUUUUUAUUUUGAAUUAUUCACUAUCAGAUAUAGAUGUGUGGUAUUUAUGACUGAAAAAUUAUAUUUUAGGAUACUGAAAUACAGGUUGAUAUUUGUAUGCAUAAAGAGGUUUUUGUUUUAUGUUUUUUUAUACUUUUAAACCUAAUUAUUUACUGGAGAGGUAUGAUUUUCUUUUUUUCAAAGUUACAUUUUUGUCUUUGCUUUAAUUCUCCCCUAGCAAAGAAAAUUCUGUAUAUCAUAAGAGUCAUGAGUCGUAGAAGAUCACGGCUGAUCGGGGUGUCAUUUUAAUCCAGCUUCAUGUAACUUGGGAAACCAUGUCGUGUACACUGAACCCAUCGAGUAUUGUAAGAGUCUUUAAUUUGUUAAAUUUGAAGAAUAAAGAAUGAAUUUCUCA